This is a messenger RNA of Centruroides sculpturatus (bark scorpion), 1500 nucleotides long. Its product is annotated as epidermal growth factor receptor-like. Gene Ontology annotation, cellular component: signaling receptor complex; basal plasma membrane. Gene Ontology annotation, biological process: protein phosphorylation; positive regulation of cell population proliferation; multicellular organism development. Gene Ontology annotation, molecular function: transmembrane receptor protein tyrosine kinase activity; ATP binding. The transcript is spliced from 11 exons. Lineage: Eukaryota; Metazoa; Arthropoda; Arachnida; Scorpiones; Buthidae. The record is from RefSeq and is a predicted model, not a curated record. The coding region runs from base 220 to 1485 and encodes 421 amino acids.
AAGCAGAUUUAAUAAUUUCAAUAAUUCUAAAAUAACAUUUUAAGUUUUUUACAUUAGGAACAAUGCCUUAAAGCUGAUGAACCUUGUCCUGAUGGUUAUUAUCCUGAUUACAUUGGUCCUCAGGAAGAGGGCCCAUUGAAAUCUCUAACUGGAAAAUCGAUUUGUCGAAAAUGUCAUCAACGAUGCAAAAAUUGCACAUCUUAUGGCAUUCAUGUUUCUAUGUGUGACUGUUUGCACUACAGUGCAGGAGAACAAUGUGAAGAUAGAUGUCCAAGAGAUCAUUUUGCAGAUGAAGCAAAUCAUCAAUGUGUAAAAUGUGCAGAAGAAUGUAGAGGCUGUUAUGGGCCUACUACAGUAGAAUGUAUAGCAUGCAGAAAUUAUCGCAUAUAUAUUGGACAAAAUCUUUCAAUGUUUAAUUGUACUGCAUCCUGUCCAUCUGAUAAGCCAUAUAAGAAAUUUGAUGAGAAUACUGAAGAUCCGUAUUGUACUGAUGUUGAUCCUUCAUAUUUUGCAGUACAUGGAAUGGAUGAAAACCACAUUCCCGCUAUUUUGGGAGGUGUUGUAGGAUGCUUAUUACUUUUUGGUGGAUUCUUAGCAUUUUUCAGUUACCAGUGGUUGCAAAGAGCAAAAACCAAAGAAAAUACAAUGAAAAUGACAAUGAGAAUGACUGGCUUUGAAGAUAAUGAACCAUUGAAACCAUCCAACAUUAAACCAAAUUUGGCAAAAUUAAGGAUUGUGAAAGAAGCUGAAUUAAGAAAAGGAGGAAUUUUAGGAUAUGGAGCAUUUGGUACUGUUCAUAAAGGGGUUUGGGUUCCUGAAGGUGAAAAUGUCAAAAUACCAGUAGCUAUUAAAGUUUUACGAGAAGGAACUUGCCCUAAUACUAAUAAAGAAUUUUUAGAGGAGGCUUAUAUAAUGGCUAGUGUCGAUCAUCCGAACUUGCUUAAAUUAUUAGCUGUUUGCAUGGCAUCACAAUUAAUGUUGGUAACACAAUUAAUGCCUCUUGGUUGUCUUCUUGAUUAUGUACGUAACAAUAAGGAUAAAACUGGUUCAAAACCAUUGUUAAACUGGUGUGCUCAAAUAGCAAGAGGAAUGGCUUACCUGGAAGAGAGGCGAAUGGUUCAUCGAGAUCUUGCAUUGAGGAAUGUCUUGUUGCAAACACCUGGAUGUGUUAAAAUAACUGAUUUUGGUUUAGCUAAGUUAUUAGACAUUAAUGAAGAUGAAUAUAAAGCAGCUGGUGGGAAGAUGCCCAUAAAGUGGUUGGCAUUAGAAUGUAUUCAACAUCGUAUAUUCACACACAAAAGUGAUGUUUGGGCUUUUGGUGUGACUGUUUGGGAAUUGCUUACCUAUGGAGGUCGACCAUAUGAAAAUAUUUCAGCACGUGAAGUUCCUGAUCUUUUAGAAAAGGGAGAACGCUUACCACAGCCACCUAUUUGUACUAUUGAUGUUUAUAUGAUUAUGAUCAAAUGUAAGUUUUUAAACAUUUAGAUGUUAAUAACAUCC